AUGUAUAAAGUCAGCUAUGCUGUCGAGGGGGUUCGACCCAGUAUGGAACCCCUCGACCCAGUAUGGAACCCCUCGGCCCAGUAUGGAACCCCUCGGCCCAGUAUGGAACCCCUCUACACAGAAUGGAACCCCUCUUCCCAGUAUGGAACCCCUCAACACAGAAUGGAACCCCUCGGCCCAGUAUGGAACCCCUCUACACAGAAUGGAACCCCUCUUCCCAGUAUGGAACCCCUCUUCCCAGUAUGGAACCCCUCUACCCAGUAUGGAACCCACUACCCAGUAUGGAACCCUCGACCCAGUAUGGAACCCCUCGACCCAGUAUGGAAACCUCUACCCAGUGUGGAACCCCUCUACCUAGAGUGGACCCCCUCGAUCCAGUAUGGAUCACCUGGACCCAGUAUAGAACCCCUCUACCCAGUAUGGAACUCCUGGAACAAGUAUGGAACCACUCGACCCGGAAUGGAAGCCCUUGAUCCAGUAUGGAACCCCUCUACCCAGUAUGGAACUCCUGGAACAAGUAUGGAACUCUUCUACCCAGUAUGGAAGCCCUGGACCCAUUAUGAUUCCACUCGACCUAGUGUGGAACCCCUCGACCCAUGUGGAACCACUCUACCCAGAGUGGAACCCCUCGAUCCAGUAUGGAACCCCUCGACCCGGAAUGGAACCCCUUGA
Messenger RNA from Oncorhynchus nerka (sockeye salmon), 672 nucleotides. RefSeq lists its product as uncharacterized. Lineage: Eukaryota; Metazoa; Chordata; Actinopteri; Salmoniformes; Salmonidae. Bases 1 to 672 code for a protein of 223 amino acids. The transcript has a single exon. The record is from RefSeq and is a predicted model, not a curated record.